GCAGACACAGGCUCUGGCUGCCUAGGAGCCAGAGAGAAAGUUCCUGGGACAGUUCGCCCGCGGGAGGGCCCAAACUGCGGCCACUGGCCGAGAGGGUCUUGAGUCCCGCGAGUGCUGCGCGCGAUCCUCCUGCACGCACUUGGCUGCCCGGGCCCUGCUUUCCGAGAAGCAGAGGAGCCUCGCAGGCGGGCAGCCGGAGCGGCCGGGGCUAAACUUGGACGAGGAGGAUGCUGCGAGUGGGCGCGGCGGCGCGGGGCGCGGGGGCGCUCGCCAAGCACUGAUUGCUCCCGGCGGACUCCGAGCGCGCUGAAGAGCAGUGGGCAGGUAGCGGCUCCAAGCGCCCGGACUGCGCCAAGCUGACAAGCAGGGCCGCCAGCGCCACCGUGCAAGCGUCGUCUCCUCGACACGGAAUCAUGGUGCGAGCAGCGCGCACGCCCCGCGCGGAACUCUGAGCUCCGGCCGUGCAUUGCUCCCCUUCCUCUGGUAUUCCCAUCCGAUCUCCCCGUGACUGCCUUGCUCGCGGACCAUGAAGCUAUCUCCCGGAGCCCCUUGCCUCUGAGCUACGCAUCGCUCCGCUGCAGCCCCAACGCCGCUGGGCCACAGACAGCGCUCCAACCCUUGAAGCUCGGGAUCUUCUUUCAGGGACCCGGGCGUACGGAGAUGGCGCUCAGUGGACUCAUCCGGCAGAGCAAAGUUCGCCGGAGGCGAGAGAUGCUGCCGCAGCAAGUUGGCUUCGUGUGCGCUGUGCUGGCCCUGGUGUGCUGUGCCUCCAGCCUCUUUGGAAGCUUGGGCCACAAAACAGCUUCUGCUGGCAAACAUGUUCUGCCGGACACGUGGCGAAAUAGAAAAUUGAUGGCACCAAUCAAUGGGACUCCGCUGGCUAAGAACUGCACAGAUCCUGCGAUUCAUGAGUUCCCCACAGACCUGUUCUCCAACAAAGAACGACAGCACGGUGCUGUCCUGCUACACAUCCUUGGUGCUCUCUAUAUGUUCUACGCCCUGGCCAUCGUGUGUGAUGACUUCUUUGUCCCAUCCCUAGAGAAGAUCUGUGAGAAACUUCAUCUGAGUGAAGAUGUGGCAGGUGCCACCUUCAUGGCUGCAGGAAGCUCGACACCAGAGCUGUUUGCUUCUGUCAUUGGUGUGUUCAUCACCCAUGGAGAUGUCGGUGUAGGAACGAUUGUGGGCUCUGCUGUGUUCAACAUCCUAUGUAUCAUUGGAGUAUGUGGACUCUUUGCUGGACAGGUGGUGCGGUUGACGUGGUGGGCUGUGUGCCGUGACUCUGUGUACUACACGCUCUCUGUCAUUGUGCUCAUUGCGUUCAUAUACGAUGAGGAAAUUGUGUGGUGGGAAGGCCUGGUGCUCAUCAUCCUGUACGUGUUUUAUAUUCUUAUCAUGAAGUACAAUAUGAAGAUGCAGACAUUUUUCACAACCAAACAAAAAAGCAUUGCAAAUGGUAACCCAGUCAGCAACGAGCUGGAAGAUGGUAAUGACCUUUAUGAUGGUAGCUAUGACGACCCUUCUGUGCCAUUGCUGGGGCAAGUGAAGGAGAAACCUCCCUAUGGCAAACCCCCCGUGGUUAUGGUGGAUGAGAUUCUCAGCUCCAGCCCUCCCAAGUUCACCUUCCCUGAGGCUGGCCUGCGCAUCAUGAUCACCAACAAGUUUGGGCCCAGGACUCGACUACGGAUGGCCAGCAGGAUCAUAAUUAAUGAACGACAGAGGUUGAUCAACUCAGCCAAUGGUGUUAACAGCAAGCCACUGCAAAACGGGAGACACGAGAACAUGGAGAACGGAAAUGUUCCUGUGGAGAACCCUGAAGACCCACAGCAAGGCCAGGAGCAGCAGCAGCCGCCACCACAGCCACCACCCCCAGAGCCAGAGUCAGUAGAGACAGUCUUCCUGUCACCCUUCUCAAUGCCCGAGGCAAAAGGUGACAAGGCUAAGUGGGUGUUCACUUGGCCCCUCAUCUUCCUCCUGUGUGUCACCAUCCCCAACUGCAGCAAGCCCCGCUGGGAGAAGUUCUUCAUGGUCACCUUCAUCACGGCCACUCUGUGGAUCGCCGUGUUCUCCUACCUCAUGGUGUGGCUGGUGACUAUUAUUGGAUACACACUUGGGAUCCCCGAUGUCAUCAUGGGCAUCACCUUCCUGGCGGCAGGCACAAGUGUUCCAGACUGCAUGGCCAGCUUAAUUGUGGCAAGACAAGGGCUUGGAGACAUGGCAGUCUCUAACACCAUUGGAAGCAACGUGUUUGAUAUCCUGGUGGGGCUUGGCAUCCCGUGGGGCCUGCAGACCAUGGUUAUUAAUUAUGGAUCCACAGUGAAGAUCAACAGCCGGGGUCUGGUCUAUUCCGUGGUGCUGCUGCUGGGCUCUGUCGCUCUCACUGUCCUUGGUAUUCACCUCAACAAAUGGCGCCUGGACCGGAAACUGGGCAUCUACGUGCUGGUCCUCUAUGCCGUCUUCCUGUGCUUCUCCAUAAUGAUAGAGUUUAAUGUCUUCACUUUCGUCAACUUGCCCAUGUGCAGAGAAGACGACUAAAGCUGAACCGUUGCCCAGGAAACUGCUGUUGCCACCGAGAUGCUGGCGUCCUCUCUCUCUCUUUCUCCACACAGGUCUCUAUUGCCUUGGCAGCCACUGUCAAUUCUUUCAUGAGCUGGAAGGAAGGGCCACCAUGGUCUUUGUCUGGUCACAGCCAGGCUGCUGGGCAUCUGUCCCCGCAUGACAGGGUCCAGCCAUUAUUUGAGCAGCUCCACAGACUCUUGGCUACCAGCUGCAGGGAUGCAUCGUAUCUCUUCUCUCUUGCACACUUUAGUCAAAAGGACUUCUGUGUGCUCUUUGUCUUUCUGUUACAUGGGCAGCCCGUGAACACGAGGUGUCCUAGGUGAGUGCAAAUUAGGCCCAGAGGCAAAUGUCACCUCUGGGCCUGGAGAAAGCAGACUAUGUUACCAUGACUCUACUGGGAACACUGGAAGAGACAAGGUAUCAACUUGCAGGGCCUUUAGACCACUGCAGUUAUAGGAAAAAUAGGAAGAGUGGAAACAUAAUUUCUCAAUAGAAGAGAAAAAAGCAAGCGAAUACUGUUACCCUUUUUAUUGACACAUUCAGAAACUGAGCAAUGAAAUAUUAAAAAUAAAACGUCACAUAUAGAUCAUCA
This is a messenger RNA of Mus pahari (shrew mouse), 3148 nucleotides long. RefSeq names its product solute carrier family 24 member 4 (gene Slc24a4). The transcript has 17 exons. Gene Ontology annotation, cellular component: membrane. Lineage: Eukaryota; Metazoa; Chordata; Mammalia; Rodentia; Muridae. Gene Ontology annotation, molecular function: calcium, potassium:sodium antiporter activity; calcium channel activity. Gene Ontology annotation, biological process: sensory perception of smell; calcium ion transmembrane transport; intracellular calcium ion homeostasis. The coding region runs from base 661 to 2532 and encodes 623 amino acids. The record is from RefSeq and is a predicted model, not a curated record.